GUCUUUUUCUUUUUGCGAAAUAACCGAAGCGUGAAAAAUUAUCGUCGAUGAAACGAGUUGAAAAAAGUUUUUACGAUGUUUGCACGGUUGGUAUUUACUCGUCGUCGUCGGUGAGUUUUCGAUCUUCUUUCAUCUCUGGUUUUCUUUAUUUCUCGGUUCGGCCAUGUUUUAAAAUUAAGAAUAUAGCCGACCAUCUGAAGAAAACUUUUUCCAAUAGUUUAAACUGAUGCGGUGGUGAUGGUAGAAGUUUGAUUUGUAAUCAAUCGUUUCACUUUGGUCCUAAAAACUUCGACGUGAAUGGACAGAGCGUCAAAACAAAUCAAAGUGAGAUUCCAUUUUGGUGAAAUAUCUGCACGGAAUUCAACUCGGUGGUCUUCAUUAUCCGAAUACAGGAAAAAUGUUGGAAAAUUCGGGGAAAUCUUUAUCGUUUUUAUUCUUGAUCGUUUUCCAAUUGGUAAAUGCGCCGGAUUCCAGUAAGUGGCCAUACUUGAGUACAACUACUUCAUCAAGUGAUGCAUUCUUGUUUAACAGACAACUAGAUGAAAAAUUUGAAAAAGAGCCGAAUAAUUAUUGGUCGGUUAGCGAAGCGCGAGAUGCUAUAAUAAAACAAGAUUGGGAUUGCGGAACUCAGCUGAGAAAAGUUAUGAACGCUAGAUCUUAUGAAUUUGAAAAUGAUACUUACAAGACUACAGAUGAAACACGAAUUAAAUAUAAUUGGAGAGGAAAUGCUUCUGAUUUUGGUAGCUGUAUAUGCCUAGCAGCAAAUGACUUACGUGUAGUCAUCAAAGAAUUGGCUAAAACACUCAAAUAUGGAAAUUGGACAGUUGUUGCUAAUGUGGCAAAAAAAGAUCCUGACUUUGAAAAUAAAAUUAAAACAUAUAUGAAUCGUGCAGAGGUCUUCAUCAAUCUGGUAACUGAAUUUGUCAAUGAAACGAUACCAUUUGACAAGAUCGUAAUUGACCAGUAUUGGUUUCAAUUAUCAAUCAUGUUUCCCAGCUUAUUGGCUCAUUAUAUGAUGGUUCCUUAUCAAUUUCGUGAAAUACCAUCUAAAAAAAUUACAUCAAACAUAUUGAAAAUUAUUCAAACACCAUUUCAAAGUUUAUCAUAUGUUCGUGAUGGUGUAUAUGCAGUAAGUAUGUUUGGACCAUGGCUCAUAGCUCAGAUCUACGAUUUGGGUUGUGACGAAACAAUAUAUAAGAAAAACAUAAUCGAUGGUGAAGUGUAUGGAAAAAUGAUGAAGGAGUUAGCAUUACCUUAUAGUGAGUUUCCUUUUGGUGAAGGAGUUCAUCGUGACGGAAUAUACAUAGCUCGCGGUGCGGCUCUUGACUUUGGUUACUUGAAACUGAUGUGCUCGAGUACUACCAUGUAUGCAUAUUCAUUUGACAAAAACUUGGCCAAUAAGCCCACACCACUGGUGCACUGGAAGAGAAUCUUAUCACUUAUACUUCAUCCCAAUAUUAAUCGUGGUCCUCCAGGUAUACUAAGCCGUAAUAAUGAUUUCUUCUCUGAUAAUUAUCCGGAAGCACCAUUGGGCUGUAAAAUCAUGCCAAUAGCUCGAAUUUUGCGCAUCAAUACACCUAAGUGCAGAUUCUUUGCGCGAGGUGUGACUGGAUUUGUUUCAUGCUUUCUGUCAGAUGUCAAUAGCUACUUGUAUUCUCAGUAUAGUGUCCAGUCUCGUAUACCUUACAGCGCCGAAUCCAAUGUUCGAAUUCCGGAUUUUAAAUAUGCCUAUGGUUUGAUAUUUUCCAUAAAUCAGGACAAUUACAUUAAACUGAGGUAUUACCCCUCCGCCAAAAAUUAUAUGUUAUAUCCCUCCAGAGAUUCGUAUAGCAUUGUUGGUAGUUUAGGUCUCACAGAGGAAACUCGGCAAGAUUUUCUGCUACAAAAUUAUGAAAUACCAGAAUAUGGCAAAUAUCGUGUAUACGAGUACAUUCGUUACUCACAUCGUAAUAAAACAUACGUGGUCAUAGAUUUAGAAAUUGAUAACCGCAAAGGAGACAAGGAAUUAGGUAUUCGGUACAGUUUGGUCGAUGUAGACCCUCAUAAACUCCAACAAACUAAAUACCAACUUCAAGUAUUGAAAAUUCCAAUGGGAAAAAUUGCGCGAUUGCAGCAUAUUGUCAACUUGGGGAAUUGUACAAUUAGGACAAUUCUGGAAGGAAACCUUCAGCGUAAUCCAAUGUGGCGAGAUUUUGAUGCUGGCAAGACAAUAUUACCUUUGGAUGAAUUUGAGAACAGCGUUGAGAAAUGGACUUUGGAUACACAAAACAAUGUAGUGUCGUCGUCGGUUUCUGGUGAAUAUAUGUGCGCUGCUCCUCUGUUUGAUGAGGAGGAAGGUGAGACGAUUCGUGACGGCAAAUUUGUCUUUAAUGCUGAGGAUAGAAACGCGUAUAUGCGCAAGAAAUCAAAUAUUCUGAUAUUCUUCAACUAACCGGCAGUUUUAUUGGGUGUAUUUUAUUUUUCAUAUUUUAUGCUUAUUAUCGGAGCUCAGUUUUAACUAAAUCUAUUAUUUGAAAGUUACUCAAUUUAUAUUAUACAUAAUUUUUAUGAGCAAAGAAGGUAGGUAGGUAUCGCAACAGUGUGAUUGAUUUCGAAUUUUCAAAAAUUUACAAAAAAAUAAAUAAAAUACCUACUUAGGUACUUUCUUUGUACCAAUAUAUAGGAACCUACCAAAAAUAAUAUUAAUAAUUAAACGUAUGUAGGUAAACCCUUUUUACCACCUACCUUAAUCCAAAUUAUAAUAAUAAUUAUUUUUUUUCAAGUUUUGUUUGCAUUAGAUCACUUUCCUAUAAGUAUAGUUCUUAGAGCUUCUAGAAUGGUAAUGAGAAAAAUACAAUAAAAUAAAAUAAAUAUGACAUGUAGUGUUUUGGGAAUAUGUUUUUUGAAAUGAUGGCUGAAAAAAUCAUCUGUGCAUUACUUACAAUGAUCUUUUUUAUUGACAUAAAUACUUACUUAGGUAUUUGGUAGAGAAUCACCCAUUUAAUUUUUUAUAAGAUACCUAAUAAAUUUCAAUAAAUUGAGUAGGUAGGUACUUCGUAUCUAUGGUUUUAUUUUAGUUUUAUCAAUUAUAUUUCAUUUUGUUUUCUUUAG
Molecule: messenger RNA, 3090 nt
Organism: Planococcus citri (citrus mealybug)
Lineage: Eukaryota; Metazoa; Arthropoda; Insecta; Hemiptera; Pseudococcidae
Exons: 2
Coding region: 398-2431 (677 amino acids)
Source: RefSeq, a predicted model, not a curated record